AUGCGCGUCUGCGACAAAGAAGAAGGUCGAGGCGACCGAGUUGUUGGACCAGGCGAUGUUGUCUGGUUGCAGUACGAGGCUCGCCGUGCAAGCGAUGACCAUAUUUUCGAGAGCACCUAUGCUGCACGCCUCCCCACCUUCCUUCUCAAAUUGUUUUAUCUAUUGGGAAAGCGAGACAGCAGCUGCGACGUUAUGCCUGAUGGACCAUACGUCCGCGCUCGUGUCAGCUGUGGCGGUGUCUACAGUUCUUCGCCUUCCUCUUCCUCUGUUCUUUGUGGUGGAAGCUGUGCUGUCGAACAGGCGUCGCCCGUGCAGAAGCCAGAUGAGGGAUGCGCCUCCGACCAUCAGAAUUUCCACCAAGACCGGAUGAACCGCAGACGGAACGAGGCCGACACGCCCGCAGCUGGGGGCGCAAGAGCGGCCGCUGAUCGGGCGUCGCACAAGAACGACGUGGAGAAAGCUGGCUGUGGCGUCCAGGGGUGUUCUCAAGCUGCUCACGCGAAUGCAGAAGGGAGUUCGACGGAGCAGGGUAGACAGGGAAGGGAAGAGUCCCAGAACCUUUCACCGGAGAAAGGAUUCCACCCACUUAUCCCUGCACUCGAUGAGGGUAUUCGAGGCAUGCGCGUGGGAGGUAUCCGGGAGCUCAUUGUCCCUCCCCAUCUCGCAUACCCUUUUAUGUGCCAAGAGGUUCUCAUCUAUGAGGUUCACGUGCUGUGGAUCGGAGACACGUUGCCCAAGUCUGAUUCACUUUUGGCCCGCCUCAAGCGG
Messenger RNA from Neospora caninum, 768 nucleotides. RefSeq lists its product as hypothetical. The annotation marks the transcript as partial. Gene Ontology annotation, molecular function: peptidyl-prolyl cis-trans isomerase activity. The record is from RefSeq and is a predicted model, not a curated record. NCBI's taxonomy places the organism in Eukaryota, Apicomplexa, Conoidasida, Eucoccidiorida, Sarcocystidae. The transcript has 4 exons.